This is a messenger RNA of Malaya genurostris, 1858 nucleotides long. It is a transcript of the gene Ets97D, whose product is annotated as DNA-binding protein Ets97D. Bases 218 to 1807 code for a protein of 529 amino acids. Gene Ontology annotation, cellular component: nucleus. Gene Ontology annotation, molecular function: sequence-specific DNA binding; DNA-binding transcription factor activity, RNA polymerase II-specific. Lineage: Eukaryota; Metazoa; Arthropoda; Insecta; Diptera; Culicidae. The transcript is spliced from 4 exons. The record is from RefSeq and is a predicted model, not a curated record. Gene Ontology annotation, biological process: regulation of transcription by RNA polymerase II; cell differentiation.
CAAGGAUGACAGGCCAGGGAACCUGGUAGCAGUGAAGUGCAUUUUUAUGUAUCGUUUCGUUGUCGUUUGCAGUUUAUUCGCUGGUUUUUGUUUUCUCUCGAAAUUUCGAGAAAAAAUAAAAUAGUGGUAUCUUUGAAUAGAAAUAUUCGUUAGUUGUUAUGGAUUGAUAAUUGCUCGAAUUGAUCAGAGUUGUAAGUGAAUCUCGCGGUGGCAAGCAAUGGAUUCACUCAACAUCAAAAUGGAGGUAGCGGAUCUACCACUUCCGGAUCAUAUGUCUCAGUUAGGCGAGGAUGGACUGGGAAUUAUUGCCAACUCGGAAUUUUUGGCCAACGGGAACGGAUUAUUUCUAGGUGAUGCAGACGACGCCGAUGAAGAAGAUGAUACAAUCGUGGUUCAUAUGGAUUUGCGGGAAAAUUUGUCGACACUAAGAGGCUUGGUCGAACAGCGCAUUGGAGUAUCGUUGAAGCAUUAUGAAUUUUGGCUUCAGGACACUCAGAUGCUAGAAUCACACAAGAAUUUAGUUGAUCAAUGUGUCCAAGGUGAAGGAUUGGUACAGAUUAAUGUUCAGGUUCAAACAGCGAAAAGACGUAUCAACAUUGCUGACGUUUUGAAGCCAACGGAUGAGGUUUUGGAAACCUAUCAGCAGGAACUGGAACUAGCUGCGGCACAAGCCGCGGCCGCAGCUCAGAUUGCAGCCGCAGCGGCAGCUGCUGCUACGAUUUCGAAUACGGAAACAAAGCCAACCACUAAACAAAGCUCAGAAUCUUCUGCUUCACCUAAUUCAACGAAUGUUUCGAAUGACUCUAUAACAAUUGAUUCAAAGCCACUGCAAUUAACGUCGAAAGAGGAGCUGGAAACAGCUUCAGCAGUGGCCGCAAUUAUCAAGUCUGCUAAUGCGGAAGCAAACGCAGAGAAAGCCACCGCACAGUUGCCUGUCAGAAAUGGUUCAAUGGCUAAAGAUUCCCCGAAGGUGAUGGGUUCACCGGCGAUAAUCGACGACGAAGAUGACGAUGACGACGAAAUGGGAGAGGGUGGCCAGUCGGCACUGCGUUGGGUUUGCGACACGAACUUCAAACGUGACCAGCAACGAUUGAACAUUCCGGACGAUCCGGUCGAAUGGACGGUGGCGCAUGUAAAACACUGGAUCCAGUGGGCCGUACGGACGUUUCAGUUGGCCAACAUCAAACUGCCAGAUUGGACCAUCAGCGGAAAGGAGCUGUGCGAUUUGGACCACGGAGAAUUCAAACAGCGAGUGCCGCACGAUCCGGGUGACUUGUUCUGGACCCACCUGGAGUUGCUACGGAAGUGCAAAUUUGUUGCGGUUGUGCAGAAGCAAGGAGAUGGUGACGAUUACGACGAAAUGGCAAUACUGCGCAAGGUUCCGCGGAAUAGCGUUGGAAAUGAGACAAGUUAUUGUGGCAAUCGGAGCGGUAAUAAUGGACAGAUUCAACUUUGGCAAUUUUUGUUGGAGAUCCUCACCGAUAAGGAGCAUCGUGCCGUUAUUCAAUGGAUUGGAACUGAAGGCGAGUUCAAAUUGUGCAAUCCGGAGCUGGUUGCCCAACUGUGGGGUGAGCGCAAAAACAAGCCAACUAUGAACUAUGAGAAACUGUCGCGUGCUCUACGUUACUAUUACGACGGGGACAUGAUCUCCAAAGUACACGGUAAACGGUUCGUAUACAAGUUCGUCUGCGAUUUGCGGGAAUUGAUCGGCUACGAUGCUUCGGAACUUGCUGCUCUCGUCAACGAAGGACCCCCGAUUGCCAGCGAUCAGUUUGAUUUGAAAAAUUUUGAUUUGGACUUUGAUUAAGUUUUAGACACGUUUUGCCUUCCAUAUCCGAUAUUGACUUUAUUCUUUAAC